This is a messenger RNA of Daphnia carinata, 7771 nucleotides long. RefSeq names its product protein sidekick-like (gene sdk). The transcript has 32 exons. The coding region runs from base 605 to 7288 and encodes 2227 amino acids. The record is from RefSeq and is a predicted model, not a curated record. Gene Ontology annotation, molecular function: protein binding. Lineage: Eukaryota; Metazoa; Arthropoda; Branchiopoda; Diplostraca; Daphniidae. Gene Ontology annotation, biological process: cell-cell adhesion.
UCCCAGCACUCGACUCAAGGCAACCAGUUCGAGUUUGAGACGCGCGCGCAUCCUGCUGUGUGUGUUUGUGAGUGAGGACGUGGUGUUGCGGAUUCCUUGACUAUUAUACACAAAACGUGCUCACGAUCGGGACGUUCUCAGUGUCAGCGUGACUCGACUGUGUGUUGGUUCGUUAUUGGAUGCCCGUGAAAAUCCACGUUGGUGAUCGCCAGUGUGUGUAACGAGGAGGAGGGAAAGUGGCAGCGGCUGGCCCACUCAAGUUCGCCCGUUUCGUUAGGGAAAGGAAGUUGGAUUUACCCGCCGGCUACGGUCAGGUGUGACAGGGCCCUCUUUCAUUCGUAUCUACCACCACCCUCCUUACCUUAGCCGAGGGUUGUGCGAGAGACGAGAGAAAAAAGACCGUGGGAAUGGUUUCUUUGUCAUCCACAAGGCCAGAAUGCUUCGUCUAGAUGGUUUGAUUCCAAAGUGAAAUGAGGCAUUCGAAUUGACUUGAUUUCCUCGUUGAUUUCGCGAGUAGUAAAAAAAUACUCGCACAACAGGACAACCACCAACCGCCAAGCCAAAAAAAACAAACAAGGGAAAUCGCAGGAAUACAACAAUCAAAAUGCCUCGCGUCAAGGCUCGACACCUGGGAUUAUUGCAGAGUGUGUUGCUGCUUUUCCUUUGUCAACACAUUUCAUCCGCGGAUAACAUGCAGUCGCCCCGUUUCGUCACCCAACCGUCGGCGUCGGCCAGCAUCGUCAGCGAGGGCCGAGCCAAAUUCCUGCAAUGCCAAGCUGUUGGCUAUCCCCAACCGGAAUACAGAUGGAUGAAGGACGGCGUUUUCCAGACAGACUUCUCCUCGGAGCCUGUUUACAAAAUUCAAUCUAUACGGAGAGAAGACGCCGGCGUCUACCAGUGCGUCGCACGCAAUGCUGUCGGCUCCAUAUUCAGCGAACAAGUCCAAGUCCUCGUCGCCUACAUGAGCCCUUUCAGCGACCAGGCAGAAACGUCUUUGACCAUCCAGACGGGCGACGCGGCUGUUCUCGAAGUGCAAGCGUUAGAGUCUCAACCUAAACCGGCAGUAACUUGGGAAGCUGAAGAUGGCUCUCCUCUUUAUGGCCACAAGUACGCUAUCGGUCCUGAUAACCAGCUGGUCAUCUUGUCCGUCUCCGAGAGCGACCAAAAACUGUACAGGGCCCACGUCACCAACACGCAGCUGGGUCAAGAGGAGCAGAGCGGCGGAGUUCGAUUGGUAGUUCGCGGUAGUAGUAGCGAAACGGAUGACGUGCCGGCCCGCAUCGUGAUCGCGCCCCGAGAUACGGAAGUGGUUCGCGGGUCGCCCGUCACCGAACUUCAUUGCAUUGCCAAUGCCAGGUCGUUGUAUCACUUGGAAACCUUGUGGUUUAAGGAUGACGAGCCGAUCGAAAACUCUGGAAUCGGACACACAUUCAACGAUUUAUGGAAUCGAACUCUCUCUUUGCUCAAUGCGGAUCCGAGUCAUUCCGGCCGCUAUAGUUGCAGAGUUUCCACCAAGUCGUUGCGUUCGGAACCAGUCACGGCCGCCGCCAACGUAACCAUUCUUGAAAAACCCGUUCUGCUGGAGAAGGUUUCGCUGGAGACGUUGGGUGAUUUCGGAAGGAUCUCUUCGCUACCCUGCCGAGCCAGGGGAGUGCCCACUCCAUCCGUCAAGUGGUACAGGAACGUCGUGGACGUGACAACUUUACCGGGGAACAAAUAUUUCGUGGCGGAAGAUGGAUCGCUAAAGAUCCAGAAGCUGGCCAUGGAAGACGGCGGCAUGUUCCAGUGCGUCGCCUCCAAUAGCGCCGGUCAAGCCACGGCUUAUACCUGGCUCAAGGUCAAAAAGGAUGAACGCGAGUCGGUCAAAGUGACCAACGUUGUCCGCUUACGACCAAACGAUUUGCCCGACCGGAGCAAGGAAACUGGCUUUUAUUCACCCAAUUUCUUUGCGUCUGCUCCUGUCAUGGAAUCACCACCGGAAAACCGGACAGUCCGUGACGGUCGUGAUGAGACAUUUAGCUGCAAAGCAGGAGGCGCCCCUACUCCUAAUAUUACAUGGAUCUUUAACGAUACCACUGUGUUGGUUCCUUCUGGCCGCAUUCAAAUAUUAGAAGAUGGAUCGCUAUUAAUUGCUGCCGUACGAGCCAACGACGCUGGAAAAUACACUUGCAUUCGGACAAACGAGGCCGGUAGCGUCGAGGAUUCUGCUUUCCUUUCGGUCUUAGUGCGCACGCAAAUAGUGCAACCACCAGUGGAUACCAAAGUAAUUCUGGGUCACGUGGCCACUAUGCAGUGCAAAGUGUCCCGUGACUCAUCCGUUUCAUACAGCGUCCAGUGGCGACAUGAAAAUAAGGUUAUCGAUCCAAACCGGAGCCAGCGUAUUCAAGUCCUUCCUGACGGCACGCUACAAAUCGCCGAAGCCCGGGCGUCGGAUGUGGGCAGUUACGCCUGUCACGUGACAUCGGCCGGCGGUGACGAUUCUCGCAUCGCAAACCUCUACGUUAUUGAACUGCCGUAUCCGCCCAACGGAGUGGCCGCCACCCGUCUUGGCAAUGGCAAAAUGGUCAACGUCUCGUGGAUCGCCGGCUUCGACGGCAACAGUCCCAUCUCCAAGUUUAUCAUCCAAAAGCGCGUCGUGCCCGUUACCGGCCCAAUACCUGACACGGUUAAUAGCUGGACAACGGAAGUGGUCAAUGUUUCGGCCGACGUCCGCUGGAUCGACUUGCCUUCACUCAAGGCCGCCGCCGCCUACCAAUUCAGAGUCAGUGCGGUCAAUAGCGUUGGAGAGGGGCAACCGUCUGAACCCAGCAACCGAGUCACUCUACCACAAGAAGCUCCAUCAGGACCGCCAGUGGGAUUAGUUGGAUCGGCUCGUUCGGCCUCUCAGAUAAUGAUCCAAUGGCAGCCGCCUGAAGAAGAACACCGCAAUGGAAUGAUUACCGGCUACAUGGUGCGUUAUCGCCUGCAUGGUUAUGGUGACAAUAGCCCGUGGUCGUACCGCAACAUUACCAACGAAAAUCAACGGAAUUAUCUGAUUGAGGAUUUAAUCACUUGGAAAGAUUACGAAAUUCAAAUGGCUGCUUUUAAUCGAAUUGAUGUUGGCAAAUUUAGUAAAUCCAUUACGGUCAAGACGCGGGAAGGAACUCCGGAAGCCUCGCCCACUCAAGUGAGAGCGGAAGCCGUCAAUUCGACAACUAUCCGGGUGUGGUGGAAACCGCCCGAUCCACAGCUCAUCAAUGGUAUCAAUCAGGGCUACAAGCUUCAAGCAUGGAGAGGUAACAUUACAUUUAUUCAAUGCAAUUUGCCGACAGAUUUUAAUCCAAGACGGUUGAUUGACCUAUCAGGUGAUAACCCAGUUGCCGAGAAGACCGUAACUGUCCCCCCGAGUCCAUUUGAUCCAUUGGCGGAACAAACCGCCCUUGUGGAUGGUGUCCAGAAGUACACCGAAUACCAGAUAACGGUUUUGUGCUUCACAUCGCCAGGAGACGGGCCCCGCAGCGGCCACGUGACGGUUAAAACCGCUGAAGAUGUUCCGGACGAGGUGUCGAGUCUGCGUUUCGACGAGAUCAGCGAUCGCUCAGUCCGCGUCUCGUGGUCCCCGCCCGAAAAAGACAACGGCAAGUUGACUGGUUAUACCGUUCGGUGGUCUGUUAAAGACAUGCCUCAUACUCUCAAAGUGAAGAAUGUCACUGCCGAUCUUAGCAACUUGGUCGUCAAUAGUCUCCAGCCAACGACCCACUAUACUUUUGAAGUAGCUGCGUGGACAAGUACUGGCAUCGGGGCUAUUAGGACAGCUACUAUCCAGUCCGGAAUCGAACCUGUCCUUCCAGGAGCACCAACACGAUUGGCCGUCUCCAAUAUUGAGGCAUUCUCCGUCGUCCUUCAGUUUACGCCCGGUUUCGAUGGAAACUCGUCAGUCACCAAAUGGACAGUUCAGGCCCAGUCGUUACGUAACAGCACAUGGGACACGAUCUGGGAGGUGGCUGAUCCGGAGGCCACCACAAUCACAGUCAGAAACUUGACGCCAUUCAUGGAGUAUGCCCUUCGGCUCGUGGCUAAUAACGUAGUCGGCCCCUCACCGCCCUCUGAGCCGACCAAACGAUUCCAGACCAUUCAAGCCCCUCCGUCGCACGCUCCAUUUAACGUGACUGUGCGCGCCGUCAGCGCUACCCAGCUGCGAGUCAGAUGGACGCCUUUGCAACAAAUUGAGUGGUAUGGCGUCCCCCGCGGAUACAAUGUAUCCUACCGCCGAUCAAACGUCGACACGCCGCUCGACGCCGUCAGCAUCGAAGACCAUAACGCCAAUUCCUUUGUUCUCGAGGAUUUGGAAGAGUUCACCAUCUAUCAGGUGAUCGUCCAGGCUUAUAACGAUGUCGGCACGUCGCAACCCAGUCCGCCGGCAACUGAACGCACCCGAGAAGCCACUCCAAGUUCGGGUCCAAAGGUUGUCUCGGCUAACGAGACAUCGUCGACUACGAUCGUUGUGCGUUGGAACGAAGUUGACCUUCUGCACCGCAAUGGCAUCAUCGAAGGCUAUAAAGUGUAUUACGGAGCGCUCAACGUUCCCUUCCGCUACAAAAAGGUUCCGAGCAACGCCACUUUCACCACCACCCUAACGGAACUGAGAAAGUUUACCCAAUACUCCAUCCAAGUUCUGGCUUACACUCGUAUCGGUGACGGAGUCCUCUCGAUGCCGCCUGUAGUGGUUCAAACCAUGGAAGAUGUUCCUGGCGUGCCGUCCAAUGUGUCAUUCCCUGAUGUGUCGUUCUCAAGUGCUCGCGUCAUUUGGGACGUACCAGCGGAACCAAACGGCGAGAUUCUUGCCUAUCGGGUGACAUAUUUCAUCGACUCGACGCAAGCAACGAAUACGAGUAAAGAGUUUGCUCCUUCGGAUCGCACGUACCGUGUCACCAACCUCGAGGCGGAGCAGUUUUAUAUGUUCCAUAUUGCGGCUAAAACAUCAUUGGGCUGGGGCCAAGCCGCACGUGCCCUUGUUUACACAACCAAUAGUCGUGAUGCUCCUCAGCCUCCAUCAGCGCCGCACGUCAGUCCUUCUCAAAUUCAAAGUCAACAAAUCACGUUUAGCUGGGCUCCUGGUAGAGACGGUUUCGCUCCUCUGAGGUAUUACACAGUUCAAUACCGAGGAGACUCCAAUGGGCCAUGGCAGACCGUCAAUGAACGUGUAGAACCCACUGUCACGUCCUACACCGUACACACAUUGAAACCGUUUACAGCAUAUCAAUUUCGAAUUCAGGCUAUUAAUGACAUUGGGCCAAGCGGAUGGAGCUCCGAAUCGGAAGUAGUUCGAACGUUGCCUGCUGCUCCGGCGGCAGGCGUGGCUUCCGUCAAGGUGAUUCCGAUAACUACCACUAGCGUGAGAAUAGUGUGGCAUCCCCUGAGUGAAGAUGCCUGGAACGGUGAUGCACACACGGCAGCCUAUCGAAUCGAUUAUCGUCAAAUCACGGAUUUCCCAACACCUGCUCUUCUUCAAGGUGGUGGUCAAAAAGAAGAAAUUUAUGACGGAAAAGCCUCGCAGAUGAUUUUGAACGACCUUGUACGAGAUCGAAAUUACGAGAUCGUUGUCACACCUUUCAACUCCCAAGGCCCAGGUCCUUCUUCUUCCCCGACUACGGUGUAUGUUGGUGAAGCUGUACCAACCGGUGAACCACGUGAAGUGGCUGCUGUCGCCACCACCCCCACUGAAGUUCGUCUGACGUGGGUGGCGCCUUUGGCCAGCCAACAGAACGGCGAUCUGCUCGGUUAUAAAAUCUUUUAUUUAGCAACGAGCCAGUCUAUUGAUAAAGAAGAGAUGGAGGUCGUGCCUGCUUCGCACAUAGCACAUUCGUUGCCGUUCAUGGAUAUGUUCACUGAAUACCGCAUACAAAUUGUAGCCUUCAAUCCAGCUGGUGAUGGACCCCGAUCGGUACCAGUGACGGUUCGCACCUUACAAGGAAUUCCCGGAAGCCCUGGUGCUUUAAUGUUUAGUGACAUCACCAUGAACAGCAUGAAGGUGAGCUGGGAAGAGCCCAAACAGCCCAAUGGGGAAAUCACCGGCUAUGUUGUGACAUACGAGACGGCCCAACAGGAUGAAACGUUUAGCAAACAAGUCAAGCAGAAAGUUACGACCACUUGGUUGGUGGUGGGCAAUCUAGAGGAAGAGGUCACUUACUACUUUUCCGUUCGAGCUUCUACCUUCGAUUUGGGACCCCCCUCCACUGGUAAUGUGACAACUGGGCCACAGGAGGGCUCACCUGGACGUCCAAAAGAUCUGCUGAUUGCCCGAACGACCUCGUCCGUCAAUUUGCAAUGGGAAAAUGGGCCUGUUGGUAAAGGCCCCAUCAUCGGCUACUACAUCGAAAGCAGAAAGAAAGUGGUGGCGGACUGGCAAAUCAAAGAAGAUCAAUGGCAAACGGUAGCACGGACCGAUCAAGGACCCAUGCGAGAGUACAGCGUCUCCUAUCAGAAUCUGAUGCCCUCUUCCUCAUAUACUUUUCGCAUCGUUGCAUACAACAAAUUCGGUAUCUCUUAUCCGGUGUACACGCAUGACCCUUUCCUGACGCCCAGCAAAUUGUACUUGGAAUACAGUUACAGUACUCACCAAAAGCCUUUCUAUCACCAAACGUGGUUUUUGGUAACGCUAGCCGCUGGCUCAGUCGUGAUUAUAACACUGCUUGUGGCUGUCUUGUGUGUCAAGAGCAAAAGCUACAAAUAUAAACAUGAAGCCCAAAAGACGCUUGAAGAGUCACUGACCAAUGAAGAAAUGGGCUUCGCGUUUGAGAUGCGGCAAUCCAAACGAACGGGAACAAUUGGGCGAAACACGCUAAGUCGCCGUUCGGUGGCUGGAUCAGUAGGAGUUCUUGGUGGUGGAACGUUAGGUGGGGCUUCAGCAGGCCCGUCUGUGGUCGGCAAGCCACCUCCGCGUCCGGCGCCCUCUUCAGUAGCUUACAAUAGUGACGACGAGAGCGCUCGAGGGGGCUACGAUGAAAACCCUGACGAUAGCAGCUUAACAGAGAAGCCAUCGGAAAUAAGCUCGACAGAUUCUCAGGGUUCUGAAAGCGAACCAGAGAGUGAACGAGGAGAGCCACACUCCUUCGUCAACCACUAUGCAAACGUGAACGAUACUUUGCGGCAGUCGUGGAAGAGACAACGACCCGUCAAGAAUUAUACAUCGUUUACCGACUCUGAGCAAGAAGGGUCCACUGUAGUCAGCCUUAAUGGCGGACAAAUCGUUAUGAACAACAAGGCUAGAAGUCGAGCACCGCUGCCCGGCUUCUCUUCAUUUGUCUAGUUUUUUUUAAAUUCACAUUUAAUAUUUUUGAACGAAAAGUUUCGAUUGGAUUUUUAUGUAAAAGUUUUCUGACUCAAACUGUGAACCACAUCACAGGCAAAUGCUUUAAUUCUUAUGAUGUUGAUUCGCCGUAUUGCAAAGCGUUUCCUAUCUCACCUCAAUACGUCUCAGUUGAACACGAGCCGCAAACUUUACUUAACUUUUACAUCACACAAUUUAACGUGAGCUCCCAUGUUAUGGUGAAUUGUGAUCAGUUGUCCCUAUAUUUUGUAAAAAGAAAUCGUUUGUACCAAAUCGUCCAUCGAUUUAGUGCCUCUAUUGUCUAGUAUCAAACUGCCUUUUCGAAUUGUUCAACGUCACCAAAAUGUAACUGACUCCUGGAUGAAUGGAUUUUUCGAAUUUUGUGCGUGUGUGUUGCCGUUUGGUCUGUAUGGUUGUAUGUUGCUGAUGUUGCAGCUAAAUUAUAUGAUCUCUUUGACUCAA